AAGUCAACUGCUGAGAUGUGUAUAUUAGGCUCAGCCUUGACCAGAUUCAGGAACAGAUUGCGGACAAUCUGCUGAAGUAACUAGAUCGGAAAUGGAUUCUCUCAGCCUCACCAUCUUGUUCUGUUUAGUAGUAUUGCGUACAGAUCAAGUGGUAUGUAGCAGACAUGGAGUUAACGUCGAAACUUCAGAGUCUUCUGCGGCCGCCAUCAUUCAACAGAGACAGGGCGUCACGGAUGAACUCUGCUCUUCUGGAAAUGCAGGUGGUACAGGUAGCGAAGCAUCAAGCGACCGACCAGCUGCGGGCCGCAUGCUGUCGGUGACGGGCUGCCUGAACAAACAUCGCAGCAGUACACGGAUUGAGACAAUGGACUCCCCGCAGAGCCAAUUCCACGCCACAAAUUACAUUGAAAACCACGCGAUAGACCGAGCAAUUCCGUCACCAGGUGGCAACUGUGCGGUGUACACGCUAGAUGCGUGUCAGUACGGCGAAGGGCAAUUAUGCGAACAACAGCAGGAAGCCAGUACGGAAACUCAGGAGGAACAAGAACUAGUACGGACUGAGGUCUGGUUACGUGUCGAGCACGUCCUAUCACGGCUACACUGGGAUUCGUCAGCGGAUGAACAGCAGCAUCAUCAGCAGCAGUCCGAGUACGGCCAAAACCUGACAAUCACCAUGUUCCAUCACUUUCCUCGCACCAGCAGAGCCCACCGGCCCUUGAGUAGGAGAUAUAUGGGGAGAUCCGUCAUUGACACGCGCCCAGAGGCCCUAGCAUCUCAGCCGUGGCUCCUAAUUGAUCUCAGUCGGGUAAACAGUUUUCUGCAGUUCGCAUUCAAGCGAGCACGGCCCGCCUUCCUGCAGAUAUGUCACGGAUCGCAUUCCCCGCGUCCGACUGAACAGCAACCUGUUUCCAAAGAAGAUGCUCCUCUCAGCACCCAGCCCUUCUUCCUAACAUUCUACAAACGACAACCGCAAAGCAUACGAGAUAUUGUCGGUGACUCCAACCCAUCACGUGAUUCUCAACACCGCACUGGUGGCAGAGAAAAGAGGAACAGCGUGGAGGAGAAUAGCAACACCAUCGAUGACAUGUCAACUACCUCGUUCGUCUCCACCGGAAAUAGCCAGUUAUCAGACUCAACUACCUCACCUCAGCAGGGAGUACAGAGAUCUAAUCAGUCUGAAAUGGGAACCCAACCGUCACCAUCACAAGCACCUUCUGAAUCGAAUGCAACUGUAAAUUCGCUCGAUCAAAGCGACGCACUACUCAGCAACGAUCCAUCGCAGCCACGUCCUCUGUGCAGGCCAGUUGAGUUCACGCUCUAUUUCAGCUUUCUAUCCCAGAAUAGGAAUCUUCGCUACAAUCCACCUUUCAUCAACCUGACAGCGUGUGCAGGGGCUUGCACGAACGCAGUGCCAGCAGCUAAUAAAUUCGCCACAUUACUACGAGAUGUGCGCAACGGUGGCGUGGCUGAUCCAAACCUGAAGCAGGGCGAGUGUUGUAUUCCAAUGUCAUAUAAAGAGGGACUGACGCCCAAUAUUCUCAUCUCCGACAGCCUUGGAAAGUCGGUGCGACUUGUCUCCUUGGAGCAAGUCAUUGUCGAUAAAUGUGGCUGUAGUUGAUCCGUGACCACUCAUCGACUACAUGUCCCGCAUCCUCAUGCUGUCUGACGAUCGCUUAUGGAUGCAAGUCUGAGCCACAGCCAAACAGCCUUCUAUCGUAUCCUGUUUGCGUGCAUUACAUCACCACAGCACACGCAUCAGUAUCCAUGACGUCAUCAUUUUAAUAUCCCAACCCCUACACAACACUACACUGCUCCGACAGGACUAUUUCAGAUUUUUCGUUUUGUUUGAAGCAUGCGUGGCACUGCCCACAGUGAGCGCACCUUGAGUCAUAUCCGAACAACACUAUAACCCCAAGCCGCAAUGAUUUAUGAUGUCACCAACACGGGAUAUUAUGUCUUCUUCUGUUCUAGACGUCAUGCGCCCAUGGUUGCCCCUCCCCAAUCCCCAUGGCAACCGGAUAGAUUUGCAAAGAUUAGAUUUUGUUUAGCACACUAAAACCACAUGCUAUUAUUUUUUUAAACUCCAAAGCAACAUCUGAGCAUUGAACCACUGUCUUCUAAACCUUGCUUUAUUUUUAUUUUGCUGUUCUCUAUCAGUGGUGCUGGAGAAACUUGACUCAAAUGUCUGCCUUCACUUCAGUACCAUACAAUGCUGGGAUUAUUUCUGCUCGCUCAACCUGUAUUCUUGCAGAGCAGAGCAUACGAAGUUUCAGCGAAGUACACCUUCUCCUUUUUUUACAAGAAAAAAGUACUUUCA
This is a messenger RNA of Sycon ciliatum, 2317 nucleotides long. RefSeq lists its product as uncharacterized. Gene Ontology annotation, molecular function: growth factor activity. The record is from RefSeq and is a predicted model, not a curated record. The coding region runs from base 92 to 1618 and encodes 508 amino acids. The transcript has 2 exons. Lineage: Eukaryota; Metazoa; Porifera; Calcarea; Leucosolenida; Sycettidae.